AAUCAUGGUAGGAGUGGUGAUCCUUGAGUUGAUUUUCCCCUUUCGCUUUGAACCCACUGUCCGCAAAGACCGCUAUUAAUUUCGCUGUUUAAACGUGGCUGAUAUUUUAUAAAAGGAAAAAAGCUUAUUUUGAUAAUCUGACACUUAUUAUGAAUGACAAGAUUUGCUGUAAAAGAUGACCUGGAGACGCAGCUAGCCAGGUGUGUGUCGUGAGUCAUGGAUCAUCACAACCAUUCUUUCGAUUCUGACAUUCCCAUCUUGAGGGUCCACCCUAUAGAGAAUGAUUUUAUUAUUCACUGGGAUAAGAAGCUUGGCACUGGAGUCAAUGGCCCAGUCAGGCCCUGUGAGGAACGAGAAACUGGACAGAAAUUUGCAUUGAAAUGUGUACUUGACAGCCCUCGUUCACGCCAGGAAGUUGAGAUUCAUUGUAAAGUGAACGGUCAUCCAAACAUUGUAUCACUGCAUUGUGUUUAUCACAACACCUUCCGUCUAAAUGGUGAUGCAACACCAAGGUCGCGUCUGCUGCUUGUUUUGGAACUCAUGGAAGGUGGUGAAUUGUUUGACUGCAUCAGUCGUGCAGAAUGUUUUACUGAGGAGACUGCAGCACAAUAUAUGAAGCAGGCUGUGAAAGCAGUUCAUUGUCUACAUGAGAGAAACAUAGCCCAUCGAGAUCUUAAGCCAGAAAAUUUUUUGUUGACUGAUGACUCAGAGGCAGCAGUUUUGAAACUCUCAGAUUUUGGUUUUGCAAAAGUUGAUGAUGGAAGUUUGAUGACACCUCAUUUCACACCAUAUUAUGUUGCUCCACAGGUCUUAGAGGCCCAGAUGCACAUGCGAGCAGUAAAAGAUGGGCUGGCUGAAUCACCAUACACAUAUGAUAAGAGCUGUGACAUGUGGAGUCUGGGUGUGGUUUUGUACAUCAUGUUGUGUGGCUACCCUCCAUUUUACUCGGAGAAUCCUAACGUGGCCUUCACUAAACACAUGCGACACAAAAUCUUGUCUGGGGAGUUUGAGUUCCCAGAAGAUGACUGGGACAGCAUUUCCAAUGAAGCUAAGGACAUCAUUCGCAGGCUGCUGUAUGUAGACCCUAUGGAGAGAAUGACUAUUCAGGAACUGGCUGCUCAUCCGUGGCUGAACAGGACCACUUCUGAACACAGUCACACACCCCUCCACUCUCCACUAGUGCUUGCUGAUAAGUCCAAGUGGGCCGACAUUAAGCAUGCCCAUGCAGUAGAAAACACGCAGCUACGACUGCCAGACACUCCUGUCAUGCUGCAGCCAGUAGCCAUUGCCGACAACCCCAUCAUCCGCAAACGGAGACACAGGCAGAAAACUCAAGGUGAAUCUUCACAGCAAGCGCCGACCAAAAAAGCAGCCCAAGUUGAGGUGCACUCUAAAAGAUUUAGAGGCAGAGAAAGAGCAUGUUAUCAAACCAUGGAUGUGUAGAGGUGGAUUCCUGUCUGUCUGCCAAGACCAACGCUUGGCCUCUUGCGAAGUGAUCCGCUGAUAGUCUCGGCGAGCCGUAACAAAGAAU
Messenger RNA from Pomacea canaliculata, 1531 nucleotides. Its product is annotated as MAP kinase-activated protein kinase 5-like. Gene Ontology annotation, cellular component: nucleus; cytoplasm. Gene Ontology annotation, molecular function: ATP binding; calmodulin binding; calcium/calmodulin-dependent protein kinase activity. The transcript is spliced from 13 exons. Bases 217 to 1443 code for a protein of 408 amino acids. Gene Ontology annotation, biological process: peptidyl-serine phosphorylation; protein autophosphorylation; Ras protein signal transduction. Lineage: Eukaryota; Metazoa; Mollusca; Gastropoda; Architaenioglossa; Ampullariidae. The record is from RefSeq and is a predicted model, not a curated record.